AUGUUGACGAAACCAGGGAUUUUUCAGCGAGACAUCACACUGGGAAAGGGCACGUGCGAUAUAUUGGACGAGGUGACUUCGGACGCUCACCCCGGUAACCCUAUUACUAAAUCCAUAACUAUGCAAGGCAAGAAGCAGUUUCAAGCGACUGUGACCUUUAAGAAGCAGGACGUCGAGAGGAUAGACUUGGAGCUGGAAUUACAUGCUGGCGAGUUCGAAGAAAGGCCAAUGUCGCUCCAUCUUGGUCACUUGUUUAAUUCAAUUUUCAAUGACCCGUCUGUUGCAGACAGUGACGCACACUGUUUCACCGCAAAGCAUGUACUGACUCUUGGAUCAGGAACGCCAUUGUUUUCUUGUCGAGUGGUACAAUGCGCCGAGCUUAUGAUGUCCACCAUUCAGCUCCACUAUAAAGACGACAUGGUGGUUCUUGCUCAUUUGGUGGGACAUGAUCAGUUACCUAGGAAACGGCAGGUGAAGUCAGUGGAUAAUUGCCCAAUUUUGGAACCACCAACGGCAGAAAGGCGAGAGAUUGCUUUUGUCAUCAAGAACAAAUAUGGAGACUGGGCUGUUUGUGUUGGAGUCAUAGAAGAGAGUGCCCAGAAGACCAAAGAUUCAUCUGUUUCAAUAAAGGUUUACAAAACCAAGUCAAGGACAAUGAACACUGUAACACUUCCGAGAAUGCUUGAUCGCGAAUCAGAAGUUGUUGUGGAUGGUGUAAAAAUUGAUGUUCUGUCUGGAGCAUUUCAUGUAAGUGGAAGCCUGGAUGAACUGGCUGAAAAAAUAGUGUUAGUUUUUGUUGUCUUCCAGCUGCAUUUCAUGGCAGUGAAAGAUGACAGUGCAUUGGGAGACAAUCAGAGGGGUAAAUAUGUUGUUUCAAAGAACCCCUAUUCUUUAGCCAUUGGUGCCAUGGUUGAAAUGCCAUGUCAGCAUUACCUAACCGACUACUUCACUGAAACUAUAUUUAACUCCCAAAAUGAGCCAGAUGAUAUUCCAGGAGAUGCUACAGCUGUUUCAAACAGCAGGCAGUCAAGAGCUGCACGAAUGGCAACAUUUAUGCGUUCAGAUACUGUGGAAUCUGAAGGGGAUUGUUUAGAAAGUUUUUUCCUCCACAUUGGGGAGGACGAGCCGCCUUCAUACUCAACUUUAAUGGGAAGCACCCAGGCAGCGGCAACUCCGGAUGACUCUCCGCGCUAUAGUACUGUUACACAGAGUACACCGGGUUCUUACCAUGGCAGCCAGACAUUUUACAUAGGUGACGCCCCUGAGCCUAACCCUGACGACGAAGAUAGUCACCUCCCAACUUAUGAAUCUCUGGGUGAGGGUUUGGUUGACAGUAGUGCCCCACCCACUUACUCGGCUGUCUUGGACUGGGUGUGUGCUCUACCUAAUCCAGGAACAGCUGGCGUUCUCACAGAAGAGGACAGUUCGUCUAACGGGAAUGGGUCAAUAAAUGAAACACGUUAAGAUUUUUUUAGAACUUUUAACUUUUGAAUUUGCACGUAAUCUGUAUGUGUAUUUCCAGCAGGAAAAACUGAUGUAUCUGUGUUUCGGAAGAAGUAAGUAGGCAUGCCAAAGUGCUGUGUGUCACUGGUGCAUUGAAUAAACCAGUGAAACGGUUUGACCAAAGAUUAGGCUCUAUGAAAAAGGUGUUUCUUCAGUAGAAUUCAAAUUUGCCAUAAACACUCCAUAUUUUCAUUUUCGGCAAAUAUCUCCUGAACAUAUUUGUCUCAAGGCUGGUAAGAUUAUUAAUUUGAACACCUUUAAUCUAUUAAAGAAAGAUGACAUGGCACUUCUCUUUAAAGGUAUAGAAAAUUGUUUAACAUGUUAAUGAUUGUUUGGUACUAAAGUGUGAAUGUAAGAGGUACUACGGGUGAUGCCUUGCACACGCAAAAAAAAAAGAUACAUAACCAUGGUAAUAAUUUUUUUCAGGCAACUGAAUUAUCUCCCCUUUUGGCUGUGUUUUGUUGUGCUUUUAACAAAUUCUUUAUGUAUACAAUCAUAUAUUGUUCUUGUGAUCUCAAAAUAGAUACUAUUGUUUAUGAAAUUGAGUUUCAUUAUUGUAUUAACAUUUUAACAUUUUGUUUUACUUGAUUUGAUUCACUUUUGUAUGGAAGACGGAUGCAGCCACUUGUGUUCUUGAACUGUGUCUUUUACUUCCCCGUGCGUCAAGAUGAACAAAAACCUCACAAUUUUUUCGGACAGAAUCAUACAGUUUUUGCUAAUUUACCAGUGGUUUUUAUCAGGAAAUUCAAGUUGAGAACUCCAAAAUGUGAGUGAAACCACACAACAUUAUUGCU
Messenger RNA from Liolophura sinensis, 2297 nucleotides. RefSeq lists its product as uncharacterized. The transcript has 4 exons. The coding region runs from base 1 to 1464 and encodes 487 amino acids. The record is from RefSeq and is a predicted model, not a curated record. Lineage: Eukaryota; Metazoa; Mollusca; Polyplacophora; Chitonida; Chitonidae.